GCCUGGCAACCUUCGUCGCAAGCGUCGUCGCACAGCUCAGCCAAAUUGCGACUCGUAGCUGGUCGCGGCUUGUCGCGCAUCCUCUACACCGUCGUGCGUGACGCAGGAACACGAUGCUCGUCGUGCUCGCGCUCGUCGCCGCCGCCGUGCCGACGCGCGUAUCGGCCGCAUGCGAAGUCGAGCCGUGGAGCGAGUGGUCGUCGUGCGAGCCCAAGACGAGAUUCUCGGGAUGCGAGUACGCGGCGGGCGCGCCAGCGUGGCGGGCGCCGCCGGUAAGCGCCGCCGUGAAUCAAAAAGCGACUCCGAACCUUCGGGGCCCGGACAACGCGGCCGCGGUAGAGAAGAUGAUGAUGAAGAUGAAACGCCAGGGCGAGGCCAUGGCGCGCGCGUCCGCCGAGUGCGAGGACACGGACAACGGCGCGACGGACCGAGACGGCGACGGUUGCGCCGAAUACCAGGGCAACCCAAGUUGGUGCGGCAACUACGACGACGACGACUUCUCCUCCAACGUUAUGUGUUGCGCGUGCAAACCCAUCGAACGGGGCCCGGCGACGUGCGAGGACGGCGACGCCGACGGCUUCGGGUGUCUCGGCGUGGACCUCGAGAGCUGGACGCCCAUCGCCCGGCUCGGCCCGAGCGCGAGCAGGCCGUCGUUGACCAACGACAACUGGGGCUGGACCUCGGCGGAGGGCCGCGAAUGGGCGCUGCAGUGCGCGGACAACGGCGUCGCGUUCGUGGACCUCGGGUGCCCCUCCUGCGACCCGCCCGUGGCCGCCGCGGAGGCCGUCGAGGACUUUGUCGAGACGGCGACGUGGAGGAGCGACUGGCGCGACCUCAAGGUCUACGACCACUACGCUCUCAUCGUCUCCGAAGCUGCCGGUCACGGGCUCCAAAUCUUCGAUUUGGAGCGGCUGGACCCGUCGCACGCGCGCCACGACAAGGACGGCGACGGCUUCUACGACCCGGACGCGCGCACAACCUUCGGGGGCUCGCUCGGCUCCGCGCACAACGUCGUCGUCAACGAGGAGACGGCGCGCGCCUACGCCGUCGGCGUCGAGGGCGCCACCGGCUCGAGCACCUGCAACGGGGGCCUCCUCGGCGUCGACAUCCGCGACCCGACGAUGCCGAAGUGGCUGGGCUGCCUCUUCGACGACGCGUACGUGCACGACGCGCAGUGCGUCGUCUACCGGGGCCCGGACGUCGAGCACUUCGGCCGCGAGAUCUGCUUCCUCUCCACGGAGAGCGAGGUGCGCAUCGUCGACGUCACGGACGCGAGCGACGGCGGGGGCGACGUCACGCUGUCGCUGCUGGCGUACGAAGGCGCCGAGUACGCGCACCAGGGCUGGCUCACCUGCGACCACACGACCCUCUUCGUGGACGACGAGCUCGACGAAUAUUACGAUGGUGUCGGGACGAAGACCUUCGUACUUGAUGUCGCGGAUCUGGACGCGCCGCGCGUCCGCUUCGUGCACACGGCGGACGCGGCCUUCAUCGACCACAACCAGUACGUCAACGGCGCGUUCCUCUAUCAGGCCAACUACGCCGGCGGCCUGCGCAUCCUGGACAUCUCGAACGCGGAGCUCGACGGCGGGGAGCUCGUCGAGGUCGCGCACUUCGACCUGGUGCCGUCGAAGCAAGGAAACUCGUGGGACGGCGCCUGGAACGUGUACCCGUUCCUGGCGAGCGGCCGCGUCGUCGUCAACGAGAUGAACUCGGGCAUGGCGAUCGUAAAGCCGACGGGC
Messenger RNA from Aureococcus anophagefferens, 1742 nucleotides. RefSeq lists its product as hypothetical. Lineage: Eukaryota; Pelagophyceae; Pelagomonadales; Pelagomonadaceae. The transcript has a single exon. Gene Ontology annotation, cellular component: extracellular region. The record is from RefSeq and is a predicted model, not a curated record. The annotation marks the transcript as partial.